Molecule: messenger RNA, 1860 nt
Organism: Salvia miltiorrhiza (redroot sage)
Lineage: Eukaryota; Viridiplantae; Streptophyta; Magnoliopsida; Lamiales; Lamiaceae
Product: histone-lysine N-methyltransferase ATXR2
Exons: 15
Coding region: 87-1490 (467 amino acids)
Molecular function (GO): methyltransferase activity; protein binding
Source: RefSeq, a predicted model, not a curated record
AUUUUUAUUUUUUUUAAUGGAGGCGCAAUAUAAGCGGAGUUGCAGCGACGAGCAGAAGCAGACGGAAAAGCUGUGAGAGUGUUGAAAUGGAGGCUUCAAGCUGCCCAAUCGACGCCCAAUUUUCCGAAAAAAUCUCGAUUCUUCUCAGCCCUCCGCCGCUCCCACAAGUUCAGGAAUACUUUGAAGAGCUUGUUUCUGAAAGGAAAUGUAAUGGAAUCAAAGUGAAAUUAGAUGGAGAGCAUGGAAAAGGGGUUUAUAGCGAGGUAGAUUUUCGAGAAGAUGACCUAAUUUUGAAGGAUCAAAUACUUGUUGGUGCCCAACAUUCAUCUAAUAAGGUCAAUUGUAUGGUGUGUAGUUUCUGCUUCCAAUUCAUUGGCUCGAUAGAGCUUCAAAUUGGGAGGAAGUUAUAUUUGGAAGAGUUAGGGAUCUCUGCAGAUGGAGAAUGUGGGUCUUCUGGUGGAAUGGAAUGUAGUAGUUCGUCUGAGAAAACUCGUCUGUCGCAUACUACUAUCCAGUCAUUGAUGGAUGGGUGCUUGCGGCUGCCAUAUUCAGAGAACUUCCCUCUGCCUCCAGUUUUUCCUUGCCUGGGAGGAUGCAAAGAAGCUUAUUAUUGCAGCAAAUCUUGUGCGCAAGCUGACUGGGACUCGUUCCACUCUUUACUCUGCAUUGGGCAUGGAUCAUCAUCUCCUAAUAGAGAAGCGCUUUUGAAAUUCAUGAAGCAUGCUGAUGAGACAAAUGAUAUCUUCAUCCCUGCUGCCAAGGUAAUUUCCUCCACCAUUUUGAGAUACCGAAAGUUGAAAGCAGCUCGUGUUGAACAGCAGGGGAAGCACGUUACGUCAGAUCCGCACGACAAUUGCAUAUUCCCUUUGCUAUUAGAGGCUUGGAAGCCAGUGUCGAUGGGAUUCAAGAGAAGGUGGUGGGACUGCAUUGCUCUGCCAGACGAUGUUGAUUCUUGUGAUGAAGUCGACUUCAGAAUGCAAAUAAAGGACUUAGCAUUUGAGUCGUUGCAGCUGCUGAAGGAAGCCAUCUACAACAGGGAAUGUGCACCGUUAUUUUCCCUCGACAUCUAUGGUCAUAUUAUUGGCAUGUUUGAGCUGAAUAACCUUGAUUUGGUUGUAGCAUCCCCAGUCGAGGAUUACUUUUUGUACAUCGAUGAUCUUCCUCUCUCCCAAAAGGAAGAAGCUGAGAAGACUACAAAACCUUUCCUUGAUGCUCUUGGCGAGGACUAUUCUGUUUCAUGCGAAGGUACUGCAUUUUUCCCUUUGCAGAGUUGUAUGAAUCAUUCAUGUAUCCCUAAUGCCAAAGCAUUUAAGCGCGAAGAGGAUAGGGACGGUAGAGCUACUAUACUUGCUCUUCGACCUAUUUCAAAGGAGGAAGAGAUAACUAUAUCGUACAUCGAUGAAGAUCUUCCCUACGAAGAAAGGCAACUACUACUCGCUGACUACGGCUUCACAUGUAAAUGCCCCAGAUGUGUAGAGGAAGCACCGUAAGCCAAAUUAACUGGCCCUAUCUCAUUGAGACCGCGUCUCGAGAAAUUUCGGGUGUUGUACGAUUUCCAGAGACUGCCGCAGAAGCAACGGGCUGAUGCAGCUCGAAAUCGGGUGCUAUUUGCUCAGAUUAGUUUUACCUAGAUUCUUUACCUUUAGUUAAGAUCUCAAAAUUUUCCUUUUCUUCAAGUCGUUUUGAUAGAUUAUCUAACUUUUUAUGUAGUUUGUGACCAUGAAAAGAUGCAGCCACUAUUUGAGCGUUUGAUAUAGUUAGUUUAUGGAUAGUGUUUUUGGAUAGUGUUUUUUUUGAUACAGCAGAAAAAAUUGAUGUAGAGAAAUCUCAAAUGCCAAUAACACCUUGAGUUAUGGAUAA